Molecule: messenger RNA, 1918 nt
Organism: Pogonomyrmex barbatus (red harvester ant)
Lineage: Eukaryota; Metazoa; Arthropoda; Insecta; Hymenoptera; Formicidae
Gene: Rab23
Product: RAS oncogene family member Rab23
Molecular function (GO): GTPase activity; GTP binding
Source: RefSeq, a predicted model, not a curated record
AUUUUCACAUGCCAACGGCGAUCCACGCGCACGCCCGAUCGACGGAAGAGAGGAUGGAUUCGCGCUGCAUCAGGAUAUUAUGUUAAUCGACUUUUACGGUCAGAAUGAGGGAGGAAGAGCUCGAGAUAUCACUCAAGGUGGUGAUAGUAGGCAACGGCGCUGUUGGAAAAUCAUCGAUGAUUCAAAGGUUUUGCAAGGGUACGUACACGAGGGACUACAAGAAAACGAUCGGCGUCGACUUCCUGGAGCGUGAAAUCGAGGUCGAUGGUGAGGAUGUAAGACUGAUGCUGUGGGAUACCGCGGGACAGGAAGAAUUCGAUGCGAUAACUGCGGCUUAUUAUCGUGGCGCGCACGCCUGCGUCCUCGCUUAUUCGGCCACCGAUAGGGAUUCUUUCGACGCUAUUCCCUCUUGGAAGCUCAAGGUGGAGAAUGAGUGCGGAGAAAUACCCACAGUCCUGGUGCAAAAUAAAAUUGAUCUCGUUGACCAGAGCGUGAUCGACCCGGACGAAGCCGAAAGACUCGGCCGUGCCUUAGGUUGCAAACUCCUGCGAACAUCCGUAAAAGAGGAUAUCGGAGUGAUGAGCGUCUUUCGACAUUUAGCGUCCAGGUGCCUGCACGAAAUGCGUCGCUCCGACGAUGACUAUCAAGAUGACCUGAGAUUAUAUUCCGCCGAGCCUAGAUCCCCUUCCGUUAUCAGUGCGUUCAGUCCGGACGGGUCAAUGUGUGGUCGUAACGCUGGUAAUGGAACGAUAAUUCUUCGGCCAGGCGGCAAAACGAAGAGUCAUAAGAAACGAAAUUUCGUAAAAAACGCUUGUAGACUCUUGUGACUAUUUCAUGUAGUGUAGGUAUGACGAGGUGUUACAUCGCGCUCCGAGUAUUGUACGGAAGAUGUCUAAGGUACGGGUGUCUUGUAAAUAUAUAUAGUUUAUUUUCUGAAGGCGUAAACGGACGGUGAUUUACAAUGUCCGAUAGUGCAAGACUAUUAUAUUUUAAUGAUCUACGACGGUCUCGUGUAUAAGAAUACACAGUACGCAUAACAUUUGGGAGCUCAUUAAUUUAAACGCAAUAGAAGUAUUUUUACUAUAAUCAUGCUCAUAAUGUUAACCAAAUGGUUAUAGAUUAUAAGAUACGAAAGAUUAAUCGCAACUAAUAAAUUGCAACUACGCGUACUCGCAACUACGGAUGGGAAUAGUGAUAUAAAAUGAAUGACGCGUAAUUCGUAAAUAUAUUGCCAUAUUGUCACAUAUAUGAAUAAAUUAUUAUCCUUCUUUAAAUUGCAUUGGAUCCGAGGACCAAAUUAAGAAAAUGAGAUUAAAACUUUAAUUUCAUUGUGCAUUAUAUUAAUCCAUUAAACAAUAAUAUAUAAUGAUCGUUAUAUAUAUUUACAAAUUAAGCGUCGAUACUACUUAUCAGAUAAGAUUAUUCAAAUUCGAUAACAUAAAAGCAGCUCAAUUUAACGAAAGUGUGAAAUUAGAUAACAAAAUUAAAAUGCAUUCCAAAUAUGUACUGUGUUAAGAUCUUAUUUCUUUAAUGCACUUUAUUGAACUACGACGUCAAAAAUGAAAAAUUGUAUGAAAUUUGUUUUCACAUUUUUAACGCCAUGAUUCAAUCGACCGCAGUGAAGAAACUGAAAUCUUAAACACAAACAAGUUAGUGUAAACUAUUUUCCUAAGACAAUUGUACGUUACAAUAAGUUACUUAAUAACUAUCAUAUGUUUAAUUUUUACUUAUUUGUAAUAUUAUAGAACACAAUAAAAUCUUUGUACAUUUUACUAAAAAUAAAAUCUUUGUCAAGAGAAAUUUAACAAGGAGCCGCUAUAAACGAGCAAUAAGAAAGAAGUAUUUCAAUAUUUAAAAAUAUAUCAAAUGAAUAUUUCAAACUUGUCAAGAGUAUACCUCUAACAAUAAAGAAAAUGAA